This is a messenger RNA of Colletotrichum graminicola M1.001, 1341 nucleotides long. Its product is annotated as eukaryotic aspartyl protease. Lineage: Eukaryota; Fungi; Ascomycota; Sordariomycetes; Glomerellales; Glomerellaceae. Gene Ontology annotation, molecular function: aspartic-type endopeptidase activity. Gene Ontology annotation, biological process: proteolysis. The record is from RefSeq and is a predicted model, not a curated record. The transcript has 4 exons. The coding region runs from base 1 to 1341 and encodes 446 amino acids.
AUGCUCCUUUCCCUCGUGGUCCCGCUCCUCUGGUCGGUGAUGGCGCACGCCAUCCCGACGGGUCCCCCGGCAUCCGGACCCCAGCCCGGAACCCUCCCGAGCAGCACUUUCACGAUACCCGUCCGCGCCAACCCGGACUACGUCCCGGAUGGAGCCGCCCUCGCGGCCGCAUAUGAGAAGUGGAACAUGCCCGUACCGGAGGCCCUUGCGAAACAUACACUGACCCGACGCAGUGGAUACUACUGCAAGUUCCCCUCCACUCCACUCCUUUCCUCCAUUGUCGCAGCCAGAGCUACGGGCAACUUCUGGCUGACCGAUGUCUUCGUCGGGAAUCCAGAAAACCCACAGAAAAUCCCAGUCAUCAUCGACACCGGCAGCUCCGACUUCUGGUUGAUGACCACCGACACUAAGUUUGGUGACAAGGCAGCCAAGGGAUUGCCGAUUCUGUACGACCCUUCAAAGUCGACGUCGAGUCAAGAGGUCUCCGGCGCUACUUGGUCGGUUUCCUACGGGGAUGGCGUCACCAACUCUGGCAAGGUGUAUCUCGACACGGUCCGUUUUGGCCUUUUGACAGACAACAACCGCUUCAACAUCAUCAACGCUACAAUCCAAUCUGUGGUCAAUGUCGGCCAGCGUUGGGCGGUCGAGCCUCAAAUCAGUGGCGUCCUGGGCAUUGCGAAAAAUCGUCCAUCGAGUGUCCAGCCAAGCAGGCCGUCUAUGCUCGACCUUCUGAAGCCGGAGCUACACUUUGAAUGGAUUGGUAUCGACUUGCGGCACGAGUCGAACAAGGGGUUCUUCUCCUUCGGCUACGCGAUGGGUACUGCGAGCAUAAACGAGAAACCGAUGGACAGCGAGGAAGGCUGGAGUUUCCAGAUUAGCAAGACUCGGAUGAGCACCAUGGACGGCGGAGUGUGGUUCCGGUUUUCGUCGCCCUUUACUGCGAUAAUUGACACGGCGACCAGCUUCCUGAUGCUUCCUCCAUCACUGGUAGUUAAGUAUUACUCAGAGAUUCCCGACUCAGCAUUGGAUCCGGAUCUCGGGCUUUACAUCUUCCCAUGCUCCCUGGCAUCCGGAAUCCCCGACUUCCAGUUCAUAUCUGCAGGUGGAUAUGUUGGAACUGUCCCAAAGGAACACAUUAAUCUGGGACCUGUACCUGGCAACACUGACAAGUGUUACGGCGGUAUCCAAAAGAGCAGCGACGCCAACCGUGUCAUUUUUGGGAGUGUAGCGCUCAAGAGCAUGUAUGUUCAGCUGAACUACGGCGCACAGGGCAGCUACGUCGGGUUUGGCGACAAGGGAUCCCUCGAUGUAUGCUCAGCGACAUCUGCCUGUGAUGCGUGA